Sordaria macrospora k-hell is the source of this 1263-nucleotide messenger RNA. RefSeq lists its product as uncharacterized. NCBI's taxonomy places the organism in Eukaryota, Fungi, Ascomycota, Sordariomycetes, Sordariales, Sordariaceae. The record is from RefSeq and is a predicted model, not a curated record.
AUGCCGAUCCCGUUCCUCACCAGCAUCGUCUUCGACGGGUGGCCAUCAUGGCUGCCCGGACCGUGGACUCUCACCAAGGCCGGCAGUGCUCUCGGAGCCAUCGUUUUCACCAAGAUCUAUGCCAGUGGCGCGACAUGUACGGCCGAACGGAAUAUGCACGGUCGAGUUGUCAUGGUUACCGGCGGCACAUCAGGAAUCGGCGCCGCUACGGUAUACGAGCUCGCCAAACGAGGCGCCCAAGUCAUCAUCCUUACCCACCACGAGCAUAACGAUCCCUUUCUCGUCGAUUUCAUUGAUGACAUGCGCGACAAAACCGACAACCAACUUAUCUACGCCGAACAAGUCGAUCUGCGCUCCCUGCAUAGCGUCCGAAAGUUUGCGACAAAAUGGGUCGACAACGCCCCUCCCCGCCGCCUCGAUACCAUCAUCCUCUGCGGUGCGACCCUUACACCGCCAGGGAAGGGCUAUACAGAGACACUAGAUGGAGUGGAGAGUACCUGGCAGGUUAACUUCCUCUCCAACUUCCAUCUACUUGGCAUCCUCAGUCCCGCGAUCCGCGCGCAACCGUUUGACCGCGACGUGCGCAUCAUCAUCCCGACAUGCCCCGCCUACAUCCGUUCGCCGUCGUUGGAUAGAGCGUUGGAUAAGAAGGACUGGUCGCCCGGUAACGCAUAUGCGCGAAGCAAGCUGGCUUUAAUGGUGUUUGGCAAGGCAUACCAGAAGCAUUUGGACGCGUACAAGAGGCCCGAUCAGCUUCCGAUGAACGCGCGCGUAUUCCUGGUAGACCCUGGAUACUCGAGAACACCUGGAAUGCGCAGGUGGCUUACCAGAGGCACGAUUUGGGGUCUCAUCGUAUACCUCUUCCUUUAUGUGUUCUCCUGGCUUUUCCUCAAGAGCGCAAGGAUGGGCGCGCAGUCCAUCUUGUGGGCCGUUAUGGAAGGCAGUCUAGUUCGCGACAAGGGUGGAAAGGUGGUCAAGGAGUGCAUGGUGGUAGACUGCGCACGGAAGGAUGUGGACGACGAAGCGGUUGCGAAAAAGCUGUGGGAAUCAAGCGAUAAGCUCAUUGAAGAGAGGGAGAAGGAAGCGGCUGCAAAAAGGGCAAGGGCGAAGAAACGGGAAAUGGAGAAGGAGGAGGAGAAAAAGGAACGGGAGCGCGUUGAGGAGAUUGAAGCUUUGGUCAACACCAUCAAGAAGGGGAAGCAAAAAGAGAAAGAAAAGCCCAAGAGUGAGAAGAAGGCGAAGAACGGAGAAAAGACUGCCUAG